This is a messenger RNA of Diversispora eburnea, 789 nucleotides long. The record is from the annotation of a GenBank genome assembly. Lineage: Eukaryota; Fungi; Glomeromycota; Glomeromycetes; Diversisporales; Diversisporaceae.
AUGUCUGACGACGUGAUUUGGCAAGUCAUUAAUCAACAGUUUUGCUCGUAUAAGGUUAAAACCGAGACACAAAAUUUCUGUCGAAACGAGUAUAAUGUCACAGGCUUUUGUAGUAGACAAUCUUGCCCUUUGGCGAAUAGCAAAUAUGCAACGGUUCGCGAGUUGGAAGAGAGAGCUCACACUCCAUCACGUAUGUGGCAACGAGUGAAAUUAUCAAAAAAUUAUGCCAAGGCAUUAGAACAAAUAGAUAAAGAAUUAAUGUAUUGGCCAAACUUCAUGAUUCACAAAUGUAAACAACGAGUAACAAAAAUCACGCAAUAUUUGAUUCGAAUGAGAAAAUUAAAAAUGAAAGACGGACCGAAACUUGUUGGAAUUAAAAAGAAGAUAGAAAGACGAGAAGCUAAUCGAGAAAGGAAAGCCGAAGAAGCAGCACGGUUAGAUAAAGUGAUUGAAAAAGAAUUAAUUAGUCGAUUGAAAAGUAAAGCAUAUGGUGAUACGCCAUUGAAUGUUAAUGAAGAAGUUUGGAGAACUAUUUUGGAAGGUGAUAAGAUUGUAGCUGAAGAUGAUAUGACAGAAGAAAGUGACGUAGAAGAUUUAGAAGAUUUAGAGGCAAAAGAAUUUAUUGAAGAUGAUAGUGAAGUUGAAGAUUUGGAAGAUAUCAUUGAGGAAGAAGAACAAAUGCUUAAUGAAGAGAAAACAAGCGAAUAUGAAGAUCUUCUUAGUGAUAUGGAAGAAGUAAAGAAAGAAAUCAAUAUUCAAAGAAUCACAAUCGAACAAGAAAAAACGUAA